UUAGUUAAUUUAUAAAGAGUUGCUAUAGAAACUUUGUGUCAUGUCAUAAUUUUGUUAUCCCUAAUAUCGAUCACACAACUAAAUAAAGUAUUAUCCUUACUGAAAGUCAUCCACGAGUAAAAUGUCGAACAAACAAGACGCGCUUUCGAAUAGUGGCUCGAAUUCAAGCAUUUACGAUGACGGCAUUUCCGACAAAGACUACGAGAACGAAACUUUCGAGGAAGAUACCCACGAAGACGAUUCAUAUGAGGAAAUGUCUCAAAGCACUUUACAGCGACUAAGGGACUCGCACAAAGCCGGAACAUUUCCCAACAAAACGUUCACUUCGUCACAAAUUCGUGAAAUUGAAAGACAGAAUACAAUCUUGAUGAAUAAAAUCUUAAAAUAUAGUCGUCAGACGAGCAAACCCAAAGUAACACUCCCAAAUAGAUAUCACCCUACCAGUGCGGCAAUUAAUCGAAAGAAAAAUCAGAAGAAAAUCGAUUGGGAAAAUCAGAUUCUUUUGCGAAAAAUUCAAACUGUGAAGCCGUCCAUCAAGUAUUAGAAACAUGUAGAAUGAGACACAGUUGCCAAAUAUAUUUUUUGUAUACAAAUGAUCUAUUAUUGGAUUUUGAUUACAGCAUUUACAACCACAA
Molecule: messenger RNA, 635 nt
Organism: Tribolium madens (black flour beetle)
Lineage: Eukaryota; Metazoa; Arthropoda; Insecta; Coleoptera; Tenebrionidae
Exons: 2
Coding region: 122-544 (140 amino acids)
Biological process (GO): spermatogenesis
Source: RefSeq, a predicted model, not a curated record